Mesoplodon densirostris (Blainville's beaked whale) is the source of this 2978-nucleotide messenger RNA. RefSeq names its product solute carrier family 25 member 23 (gene SLC25A23). Bases 164 to 1723 code for a protein of 519 amino acids. Gene Ontology annotation, molecular function: calcium ion binding; ATP transmembrane transporter activity. Lineage: Eukaryota; Metazoa; Chordata; Mammalia; Artiodactyla; Ziphiidae. The transcript has 11 exons. The record is from RefSeq and is a predicted model, not a curated record. Gene Ontology annotation, biological process: transmembrane transport.
AGUCACCGCCUCCUGCAAGUACCAGAGCCGGGCAGACAGCGCGGAGGCUGCGGUGGCAGUGGCCGCGGAGCUGGCCCUGCGGGGCCCCUGGGGGGAGGGGGAGCCGUCAAGCCCCGGCUGAGGCCGCCGCUACCGGGCCUCCCCUCCCCCCGGGGCGGGCGCCAUGCGGGGGGGCCCGGGCGAUGCGGAGCGGCGUCAGCGCUGGGGUCGCCUCUUCGAGGAGCUGGACAGUAACAAGGAUGGUCGCUUGGACGUCCACGAGUUGCGCCAGGGACUGGCCCGGCUGGGCGGGGGCAGCCCGGACCGCGGAGCACAACAGGGCAUCUCCCCUGAGGGUGAUGCUGACUCAGAUGGCGGCCUUGACCUGGAGGAGUUUUUCCUCUAUCUGCAGGAGCGGGAACAGCGCCUGCUACUUCUGUUCCACAGUCUGGACCGGAAUCAGGAUGGUCAUAUCGACGUCUCUGAGAUUCAGCAGAGUUUCCGAGCUCUGGGCAUUUCCAUCUCGCUGGAGCAGGCAGAGAAAAUCCUGCACAGCAUGGACCGUGAUGGCACCAUGACCAUUGACUGGCAGGAAUGGCGUGACCACUUCCUGUUGCACUCGCUGGAGAAUGUGGAAGACGUGCUGUAUUUCUGGAAGCAUUCCACGGUCCUGGACAUUGGCGAGUGCCUGACUGUCCCGGAUGAGUUCUCGGAGCAGGAGAAGCUGACUGGCAUGUGGUGGAAACAGCUGGUGGCGGGUGCGAUGGCGGGUGCCGUGUCCCGGACGGGCACAGCCCCCCUGGACCGCCUCAAGGUCUUCAUGCAGGUCCACGCCUCCAAGACCAACCGGCUGAACAUCCUGGGAGGCCUACGGAGCAUGAUCCAAGAGGGGGGCGUGCGCUCCCUGUGGCGUGGCAACGGGAUUAACGUGCUCAAGAUUGCACCUGAGUCGGCAAUCAAGUUCAUGGCCUAUGAGCAGAUCAAGCGGGCCAUCUGGGGGCAGCAGGAGACACUGCAUGUGCAGGAGCGCUUUGUGGCUGGCUCCCUGGCUGGUGCCACAGCCCAAACCAUCAUUUACCCCAUGGAGGUACUGAAGACACGGCUGACCCUUCGCCGGACGGGCCAGUAUAAGGGGCUGCUGGACUGUGCGUGGCGGAUCCUGGAGCGAGAAGGGCCCCGAGCCUUCUACCGCGGCUACCUGCCUAACGUGCUGGGCAUCAUUCCCUAUGCGGGCAUCGACCUGGCCAUCUACGAGACCCUGAAGAACCGGUGGCUCCAGCAGUAUAGCCAUGACUCGGCCGACCCGGGCAUCCUCGUGCUCCUGGCCUGCGGCACCAUUUCCAGCACGUGUGGCCAGAUAGCCAGUUACCCCCUGGCCCUGGUCCGGACCCGCAUGCAGGCCCAAGCCUCCAUCGAGGGAGCCCCCCAGCUGUCCAUGCUGGGUCUGCUCCGUCACAUCCUGUCCCAGGAGGGCGUACGGGGCCUCUACCGGGGCAUUGCCCCCAACUUCAUGAAGGUUAUCCCAGCCGUGAGCAUCUCCUACGUGGUCUACGAGAACAUGAAGCAGGCCCUGGGGGUCACAUCCAGACCCCCAGCUUCCUCAGGCACCAGAUCCAGUGUCCUCAGGCAAUACUGGAUCCUAGAUCCACUGGCAGAUCCUAGAUCCCCAUGCUUCAAGUCCUGGAUCUCCAAGCUCGGCCACUGGAUUCUGGAUAUCGAGAAACCUCAGCGCACCGGAUCCUGACAGUGCAAUGCCUAGGUCCCGGGGCCCCAAGCACUGGAUCUCAGACCCCCUCCCUCCAGCCACUGGAUUCCUGAAUCCCUUUACCUCGACACUCUGCUUCAACUCCCAGAUCCCCACAUUUCAAUCAUUAUACCCUCAACCACCGGAUCCCAGAUUUCCAAGCCCUGACCCACCAGAUCCUCCCUCCUCAAACCACAGUCGCGAGAGCCCAAUGGCAGAGGUGUGGGUGCUGGCGACUGCAGCUGUUGGACCCCAAAUCCCUUCACCGCAGGCACUGGGUACAAAAACCUCAUCCAUAAGAGGCAGACCCUACCACCUCCAGGCACUGGAUGCCAACCCUUUAACCCCUGGUUUCUGACCCGAGUCCUCCCAAGCACUAGAUCCUGAAUGCUCAGACCCCCCAGUCUAGCUCCCAGUAGGCCAAUCAGUAUCCUGGAUCCCACGCGCCCCCAUCCCAGAUACACACCAGAGCCCGGAGACCUCCCCCCAUGUCACAAACCCCAUAGUCUACGGAGCCUCCAGGAAACCCAGGUCCUGGCCUCCCAGCUUGAAAACCCACGGGACUUGUCCACUGUCCUGACACGUCUUAUGCCGGCCACAAGGGGAGGAGAUGCCUCUCCCAGGCCCUGUACAGACACUGGACCCCCUACCUCCCCAGCAAAGCCUGGACUGCAGGGAAACUUCCCUCUCAAAUACUCCCCCAGCAAGGCCAUGUCUCAUACCCCUUUCCCACCGUCUAGGCUGAUAACAACCCCCAGAGCCUGGGUCCCUCUGGAGGAUCCAGUCGCUCUUUCUUAGGGGCUGGCAAGGAGGCAAUCCAAGGCUGGGGACACAUUAAGGGGACCGCACACAUCCCCCAGCACUGCCAGCCCCUCCCCAGUCUUCAGAGUUGGAACUCAGAAGCAGCUUCCCCAAACCCAAGCAUCCAAGGAUGCAAAACAAACCCCAAACUCCCCAGUCCCCCAAAUUCAUUCCAGGUCUAUUUUUCUACCAGAGAGGAGCAGACAUCCCAUCCGCCCUAAGUCCCAGUACCCCAACCCUCUAUAUUCUGCACUUUAUAUUUGGAUUCUGAGCUUAGGCUUAUUGGGGGACCCCUCUCUCCAUUCCUUCCAAGUCCUUGGGGAACCCCAUUAAAGGACUGUAAAAGAAGAACUGGGAUUUGGGGGGAUGGGACAACCCCCCGCAAUGCUUCCACCUCCCCCACCUACACCACUCCCCACCUCCCUGCCUGUGUGUGUUAUUUCAAAGGAAAAGA